Molecule: messenger RNA, 684 nt
Organism: Protopterus annectens (West African lungfish)
Lineage: Eukaryota; Metazoa; Chordata; Ceratodontiformes; Protopteridae
Product: heat shock protein 30-like
Exons: 1
Coding region: 1-684 (227 amino acids)
Biological process (GO): protein refolding; response to heat
Molecular function (GO): protein folding chaperone
Source: RefSeq, a predicted model, not a curated record
AUGCUACUGAAUCCAGCUUUUCAAACUUCUUUCAGCCCUCUGUAUGCUUCACAGGAACCAGGAUUCACAGCUUGGCCAUUCAGCCUGAGCACCUUUGAACAGCUGGAAAGGGAACUGCACAGAGACCUGCACCAAAUCAGGCGAGCAAUGAACUUUAUGAAUGAGAUCUUUCAGCAGCUGUCUGACAAUGUCCUGGAGAAAAGAAAACCCCCUGUGGACAAACUGCAAACCAGAAGGGAAAAAGAUCCAGGCAGCAGAAUACAAAAUGAUGAGAAGUGCUUCUCACUGUCUCUAGAUGUUACGCGGUUUUCCCCAGUAGAACUAAGUGUGAAAGUAGCUGGAAGAAAAGUCACAGUGGAAGGAAAACAUGAAAUGAAACGUGAGGAUGGUGAAACAGUUUUCUCUUAUGAGUGCAAUCAGUUUAAGAAGGAAGUCCUGUUACCAGAGGAUGUGAAUUCUGAAGAAGUAACUUGUUUGCUGUCGCACAAUGGUGAGCUUGUCAUUGCAGCCCCACGACUGUCCUCACCAGCUGUGACAGGCAGAGACAUUCCUAUCUCCAUCAGCACAGACACAAGCAGCGGAAAGGAAGAUGAAAAUGAGAAAGCAGAUAAAACGGACAAUAACAAAAAGCAGGAAACCUCUUCAAAUGAGGGAAACGAAGUUGCAUCUGUACAGACUGCCUAG